Colias croceus (clouded yellow) is the source of this 1894-nucleotide messenger RNA. RefSeq lists its product as uncharacterized. The transcript has a single exon. NCBI's taxonomy places the organism in Eukaryota, Metazoa, Arthropoda, Insecta, Lepidoptera, Pieridae. The record is from RefSeq and is a predicted model, not a curated record. The coding region runs from base 506 to 1894 and encodes 462 amino acids.
UAGAUACCAUAUUUUUAUAAUACCUUUUCCCUUCUUCCAUUAUAUAUUAACAAAAAAAUGUUAAUAAGUGUGCCUAACCAAUUGUUCUUAUUACGAGAAUUUUGCAGUCGGCAACCGAACAAAAGGGCUACAGAGCGUCAGGUAGGUAUUUAAAAAUACGAGCUCUAUAUUGCAUAAAAGGGGUUUUAUGAUGGGAUAGAUAACACUGGUGAGAGUUUUCGGAAUGGAUUAGUAUUUGUUAAAAUAUUGUUAUUUAAAUGUAAUUGUUAAUUUUAAAAAGACAAUGUAAAAAGUUUUUAACUUUGCUUUUGUCGGCAUCAUAACGCAAAACCACCCUUCUUUUUAAAAAUUAUGUCACAUAUUUUGCAUAAAUGAAAAUUUAGUUGACUUUUCGCUCGCGAUCAGGAAACAUCUCUACUAUCACUUACUGUAAUCACUUUCUGAACAUUUGACCCUUGCUCGUGAUCGGAUUUGUUGUUUUGCCUACGAUUUGGAUUAGUUUAUCAUGGAUUCUACUUGUGAACCUAGUAGUUCCAGUCAGACUCAAUUAGUUUUUGAGCAAUCAGAACGAGGAGGACUUCUUUUAUUGCGUGGUGGCUAUCAGCAUAACAAAAAACGCGAAAACAAAAACGGUACAACUGUUUGGUGUUGUGUGAAGUGGCAAACUCGGAAAUGUCGUGGACGUGUAGUCACAAAAAACAAUCUAGUUGUGAGUGAUGAUCCUCAUACAUGCCAACCAAAUUUUGCUGCCAACAUAAUAAAGAAACAACUGAACCAAUGCCGAAAAUUAGCUGCAACGAAAUCAGACCCAAUACCAACGUUAUUCAACAAUGAGAUGUCUUCGCUCGCUGAUUUUGGCCUCGACCUAGUAGCAACAAUACCGAAGUUUACAUCAAUAAAGAACAGUUUAUACCAUUCCAGAAAUAAAGCACUGGGAGUGAAAAGAACCACAUUUCAAACUGCUUCUGCCGUUGAAAUCCCAGAUGCAUAUAAAGACAAAAUAUUGCUGGCUGACUAUACAGACCAAAGGAACAGAAUCAUAGUAUUUGGAACACAUAAUGCGAAGCACUUACUAGCAACAGUUGAACAUAUUUUUGCAGAUGGUACGUUUAAAAUAUGUCCUAAGCCCUUCUACCAACUUUACACAAUCCAUGGAGAUUUGGGUAGUUCCGAAGAAACAUCUAACGUUGUCCCGCUGGUAUACGCGUUAUUAUUAAAUAAGAAACAGGCUACUUAUGAAAUCCUUUUUCAAAUAAUAAAGUCGCAAGUGCCGGAUUGGAAUCCAAAAAAAUUUCAAUCUGAUUACGAGGCAGCAGCUAUGAACGCAAUGCAAAAAAUAAUGCCUAAUUGUAAAAUUGUAGGUUGUUAUUUUCAUUUUAAAAGUGCUCUAAGAAAAAAAGCAAAAGAAUUAAAAUUAAAUAAAAAUCCCGUACAUAAAGCUCACGUUGCAAUCUGUGGCGCUUUAUCACUUCUGCCACAACACUUAAUCAGUGAUGGUUAUUUAUAUAUAAUGGAAGAUUGUUCCAAUAACGGGCAAAUAUUAGCUUUUAAUGACUACUUUGUGAACGCCUGGAUUGAAUCUAGUUUUUUCGGAAAAUGGUCAUUCUACGGUGAAAGAUUCAGGACCACAAAUCAUUUAGAAGGGUGGCAUUCAAAGUUAAAUAAAGGAAUAUCGAAUGCAAAACCGUCAUUUAUUAAAUUUUUAGAUCUCCUAUUGAAAAAUAUAAAAGAAUUUGAUCUCAAAAUAAAACAAUUUGAACAGGGUAUUCCAAUUUCAUAUAGAAACAAAAAUGUCAUAGAUUUUGAUAAACGUCUCGCUCAUAUAAUUACGCAGCAUCAAAACUGUGAAAUUACCUUGGGUCAUUGCUUAGAAAAAAUUUGCAACUUAACGUAG